AUGGACGGCUUAACAAUUGGUUUCCUGAAUCCACUCACCAUCUCCUCGAGCAUCAGCGCCGUCCCCCAAAAAGCAAAAGUCGAGAGCGGAACCACCCCAAUCCUCGCCAAACCAAGAACCCAAAACAUGUCAGAAAGCAUGGACGGACUCCUGGCGGUGGCAGAAGACGAGAGAAGAGAUCAGAUCUCUUUGCAGAAGUAUAUCAAUAUGGAUGGUCGACCUGAAGGUAUAACGCAAGAAGAUCUCAUCUGCCGGGCCUCGAUCAAAGAAGUCGUUACCUUACUUGUCAAGAAGCCUUCUUUCAAGCGUUUGUUGGUGGAUGGUUUUGGUCUGCAUGUCGAUUAUGCAAGAGAUAUUGUGCCGCUUGUUAUGGAUUACAAAUCGUAUCCGAAACAGUGGAAGAUUUCGCAGUGUGGCAACUCGGUCGCCACUGCUGAUGAUUGGAAGCAGGAAGGAAAUGAGGCUAUACAGAAAAAGAAUCGGUGCGAGGCUAUAGAUUGGUGGAUACAGUAACACCUUUUCGAACCGAACGAAGACUUUUUUACUGAUUUGUAUGAAAUCAUCUAGUUACUUAGCCGCUUUGCGAGUAAUCCCUCUCCUGAAGAAUACGAUGAUAUCCGCCAAAAUCGUGCCCUUGCAUAUUUGCGAGAUAAAAGUUUUGAAGUGGCUCUAUAA
Messenger RNA from Hymenoscyphus albidus, 675 nucleotides. NCBI's taxonomy places the organism in Eukaryota, Fungi, Ascomycota, Leotiomycetes, Helotiales, Helotiaceae. The record is from the annotation of a GenBank genome assembly.